AUGCCUAAGUCAAAGGAACUUGUGUCUUCAAGCUCAUCUGCCAGUGAUUCAGAUAGUGAAGUUGACAAAAAGGCAAAACGGAAAAAGCAAGCAGCCCCCGAAAAACCUGUAAAGAAACAAAAGACUGGUGAGAGUUCAAAAGGUGCAGCUUCUUCUAAGCAAAGCAGUAACAGAGACGAGAAUAUGUUUCAGAUUGGCAAAAUGAGGUACGUCAGUGUUCGUGAUUUUAAAGGGAAAGUCUUAAUUGAUAUUAGAGAAUAUUGGAUGGAUCAAGAAGGUGAAAUGAAGCCUGGCAGAAAAGGUAUUUCUUUAAAUCCAGAACAGUGGAACCAGCUGAAGGAACAGAUUUCUGAUAUUGAUGAUGCAGUAAGAAAACUGUAAAGACAGAGCCAUACAGAAACUUCUAUCAUUUUAGUUGUUUUAAGCAGUCUUUUUACAUUGGCUUUUGUUUUCUAAAAUAUUGUUUUCCAAGCUAUUGUAUAUUUGGAUUGCAAAACAAUUUGUAAGAUGAAUACUUUUUUUAUGUGCAUUAAAAGUGUAUUCUGAGUGAGGCUAUUUGUGUAUACUUUACUAAAAGAAAAUGUGGUGUUUUCACCUCAUGGUGCAAAAUAAACAAAUGAAAUAAUAUGUAAAGCA
This is a messenger RNA of Balearica regulorum gibbericeps (East African grey crowned-crane), 636 nucleotides long. The record is from RefSeq and is a predicted model, not a curated record. NCBI's taxonomy places the organism in Eukaryota, Metazoa, Chordata, Aves, Gruiformes, Gruidae.